Molecule: messenger RNA, 744 nt
Organism: Malaya genurostris
Lineage: Eukaryota; Metazoa; Arthropoda; Insecta; Diptera; Culicidae
Exons: 1
Coding region: 391-741 (116 amino acids)
Source: RefSeq, a predicted model, not a curated record
CCGGGCUGGUGGUACUAGUUUUUUUUUGUUUUUGUUUUUAGUGGUCUGUGGAGGUUUUCGGUGCUUGGCGCUCCUCGCUGUCGGCGGAGAUAACAUUCCAGCGAGAGACCCCCGUCAGAUGAAGAGGAAAGAGUCGAUCGCAAUUGACGACCACCAAGGUGCUGAUCUGCGAUUUACAGAGAGCGUUUGUGUGGUAGUGGACCGUAGCAGUAUUUUUGGGCUCACACGAAUGACUUCAAUGCGCACUUGCAUCUGGAAGACGAAACUCGAAAAAACGAUCGCAAUAUUCUUCUAUAGCGUCCGAAUACGCGGCGGUGUUGUGUUGCAUAAGAUUCCGCUCGGUGUCCGGUUGGUGUUUGUUUUACUGCAGUUCAAAAGUGUGUGACGAAAAUGUCCUACCAGUGUAAGAACUGUGAACGCGAGAAGGAUCAGAAUAACAACUAUGUGAAUGCUACCUAUGCGGCCAAUGCGAACGGAACUCGUGGCAGUCGGGCCAAUUCCGUGCGAUCCGGAGCUGACCCGAGACUGCCAAGAAAUACUAGUGGAGGGCGAAACAACAACGAAACCACUGCCGGUGGUGGUGGUGGCGGUGGUGCCUCGCAAGGGACAGUUUCCGGAAGUGGUGCCACAACCCAAGUGACGGCCAAAGUGAUGUGGGGCAGCGUCGGUGCGAUCAAAGAACUUCGCGAGAAAGAACAAGCCGAACGAAAUCAGGUCACCAGGGCCGGGCGUCGGCAGUAGCUA